Messenger RNA from Drosophila pseudoobscura, 575 nucleotides. Its product is annotated as coiled-coil-helix-coiled-coil-helix domain-containing protein 1. The transcript is spliced from 2 exons. The record is from RefSeq and is a predicted model, not a curated record. Bases 161 to 523 code for a protein of 120 amino acids. NCBI's taxonomy places the organism in Eukaryota, Metazoa, Arthropoda, Insecta, Diptera, Drosophilidae. Gene Ontology annotation, cellular component: nucleoplasm; mitochondrion; mitochondrial ribosome. Gene Ontology annotation, molecular function: RNA binding. Gene Ontology annotation, biological process: mitochondrial translation.
AGAGGUUGUUUUUAAUUUUUGAUUUAAUUUGUUUUAAUCUAAAAACAUCCAUGUCGCGAUACUUAUCGAAAAGAGGAGAGAAAAUCAUCGCAUAGUAUCGCAUUGCUUGACGUAACCGGAACAGCUGAUCUGAAUAACGGAGAAAAGGAAUAUUAUUGAAAUGCGCAUUCCCGGAGCCCUCUAUGCAGCACGUGGCCGCGCUCCCCAGAGCGAGAAGGAUGUACCAUUCCAGGAGAUUCUGCCGCUGCGCCUGAAGAACACGGUGAGCGGUAAGGCAGACUCUGGAUCGGAUGUGGCCUGUCUGCAGGAGAUGGGCAUGCUCUUCGCCUGCAUGAAGGACAACGAGUUCGUGGAAAAGUACUGCCACAAAGAGAUACAGCAGUUCCAGAACUGCUUCAAGUGCUACAUGGACCGCAAAUUCGAGGCCAAGAAAACCGUCAACCAAGGAGUCGUGCAGCCGGGCAACAACCUUAACUAUAAGCAACUGAACAAGUACAUGCGUCGCUUCCCUAAUCCCGUCUAGAGUAGAUCCGACUGUUGAGCCUUUUAAUAAUACAUACACUAUUUACAAAGUA